AUGGAUGUCGAUAACCGUCCCCUGGCCGAGGACCGCUCCCGUCGGGCCACCAGUGUUCUCUCCAUGGAUGAUAUCGAGGCAGCUCAGGCGCUCGAGGGCCUCCGUUCGGGUAAUUUCUCCUCGCUUCUUGGCUGUGUACAGAUCCAUCAAUGGCAGGCUGACAAGAUCAUUGAUUGCUUUGCAGAUUACGGACAUCCAUCCCCUCGAACUUCUACGCAAAACAAUCCCUCCAAUGCCCCCUCCGCCCCUGCGUCCGACUCCAAGCCCCAGCCUGAACCCCUCCUGUCCCUGCUUACCUCUACCCAUCCGUUGAUCUCCUCGGCGAUCAACGGGUCUAUGUCCGCAUAUACCUCCUCCAAAUCAUACUCGCCGCGUUUCAAGUCUGGCGCCGAGUUUAUCGAGCGCAACAUCGGCUCCCCCGUUGCCAACACCGUCGGGACCGUAGGUCGCAAGACCGGUGUCGAGAGCGGUCUCCGUUGGGCACUGCAGCGGCGCGAAUCCAACUCCACGGACCCAGCGAAGAAAAGACGGAAAGUAAGUGGUGAGAAGCAGCAGCCGCCAGACGCGGACGUGGAGAAGGGGCUCGCAGACGACAACGACACGAUGGACUCCCAGCGCAUGCGCAGCUCCUCGGACCUGUCGCACUCCGAGCCCCUCCCGCCCUACGACGAUAACAAGUCGCCGAACUAUGAGGAGAUCGGCCGGCCGUCGUCUCACCAGAGCCCCUCCACCUGGCAGAGCCGGCUGAUGAUCUCCACGUCCGGCCUGGGCGUCGCCAUGAGCGAGGAGUCCCUGCGCAGUUUGCAGUACUGCCUGACCUGGCUGCGGUGGGCAAACGGCCGGCUGGGCAAGGCCAUCAUCGCUCUGCAGGGCGCCCUCAAAGAGUGGGAUAGCGCCAAGCAGGAGAACGGCGAGGGUGACGCCUCGUUGCUGUCGCAGCGUAUCCAGGCCGUCAAGGAGGAUGUCCUCUCGACCUUGAAACAGGUCGUCGAUGUCGUCUCCAAGUAUGCCGGUGGAGCUCUGCCGGAAAACGCGCGCAACCUGGUCCGUCGCCAUCUUACUUCCCUGCCGCAUCGGUUCCAGGUCGCCUCGACGUCCAAGCCUCCUCCCGACUCACCAGCGUCCAGCUCAGACGCCACACUCGGCGCUCACCGUAUCUUGGUGCUGGCGCAGGAGGGUUUGGACAUGAUGGCGCAGGUCAGCGGCGUGGUCAAUGAUACUCUUGUUAGUGCUGAACAUUGGUGCCAAAGACUGGGCAGGAAGCGCCCAGAGAGGGACAGCAAGCGUCCGGGGGAUAUGCAACCGCCUGAGUCCCGUCGGGAGCAGUACCCAGUUGACGUCAAGCAGCCGAUCCGUGAGGAAUCGCAGGAUGUUGCGAUGACGGGGACGGACGAGAAGGUGUAA
Messenger RNA from Aspergillus thermomutatus, 1404 nucleotides. Its product is annotated as putative clock controled protein (Ccg-8). Lineage: Eukaryota; Fungi; Ascomycota; Eurotiomycetes; Eurotiales; Aspergillaceae. Gene Ontology annotation, biological process: phospholipid biosynthetic process; endoplasmic reticulum unfolded protein response; regulation of transcription by RNA polymerase II. The record is from RefSeq and is a predicted model, not a curated record. The transcript has a single exon. Gene Ontology annotation, cellular component: nucleus; endoplasmic reticulum. Gene Ontology annotation, molecular function: transcription corepressor activity. Bases 1 to 1404 code for a protein of 467 amino acids.